Molecule: messenger RNA, 2197 nt
Organism: Brassicogethes aeneus
Lineage: Eukaryota; Metazoa; Arthropoda; Insecta; Coleoptera; Nitidulidae
Source: the annotation of a GenBank genome assembly
CUUGAAAGGUGUCAAUAUCGCGUCGAUAAUAUAAACACGACCUAUUUUUAUCGUUUAUGAUUUUAAGUCUAAAUUUAAUUAUGCACAUAAAAUGUAAAAAUGUUUGCCGGAAAAAAACUUUGGUUUAACUUAAGCUGCCUCAAUAAAUACCUUUGUAAUCCUAGAUAUCAAACUUAUGUUGGAAAGUUGGUAACAAGCCUUGUGCAUUAUAAAAGUAUGGCAGUGCCCAGUCGUGCUAGAGUUUAUUCCGAUGUGAAUUCUCACAAGCCCAGGGAAUACUGGGAUUAUGAAAGUUAUGUUGUUGACUGGGGUCAACAGGACGAUUAUCAACUUGUUAGAAAGCUCGGCAGGGGCAAAUAUAGUGAAGUUUUCGAAGCUAUCAAUGUUACAAAUAACGAAAAAUGUGUAGUCAAAAUUUUAAAGCCUGUAAAAAAGAAGAAAAUUAAAAGAGAAAUAAAGAUUUUAGAGAAUUUAAGGGGCGGUACAAAUAUAAUAACAUUAGAAGCAGUAGUGAAAGAUCCGGUGUCGCGGACUCCAGCAUUAAUAUUCGAGCACGUGAACAACACGGAUUUCAAACAGCUUUACCAAACACUAACAGAUUUCGAUAUUCGCUAUUACUUAUACGAGCUGCUUAAAGCGUUGGACUACUGUCACAGCAUGGGCAUAAUGCAUAGGGACGUGAAACCUCACAACGUGAUGAUCGACCACGAGAACCGAAAAUUGCGUUUGAUCGAUUGGGGUCUGGCGGAAUUUUACCAUCCAGGUCAGGAGUACAACGUCAGGGUGGCGUCCAGGUACUUCAAGGGCCCCGAAUUGCUCGUCGACUAUCAAAUGUACGACUAUUCUCUCGACAUGUGGUCCUUGGGCUGUAUGCUCGCAUCAAUGAUAUUCAGAAAAGAGCCCUUCUUCCACGGUCACGACAACUACGAUCAACUAGUGCGCAUUGCCAAAGUCCUAGGUACUGAAGAGCUUUUCGAAUAUCUAGACAGAUACCAUAUAGAAUUAGAUCCACGAUUUAACGAUAUUUUAGGAAGACAUUCGAGGAAACGAUGGGAGCGUUUCGUUCACAGCGAAAAUCAGCAUUUGGUUUCGCCCGAGGCGCUGGACUUCUUGGACAAACUGCUGCGCUACGACCAUCUGGAACGGCUGACGGCGCGCGACGCCAUGGACCACUCGUACUUUUACCCGGUGGUGAAGGAGCAGUGCCGCAUCAUGUCGACCGUGUCGUCGUCCCCCACCCCUUUGACCGGCAACCUGUCGGUGGUGGGCGUGGGCGAAUAGCCGCCCUCCCGGCCCCCCUCCUCGUCCUCGUCCUCCUCCACUUCCCCGACUUCUUCUUGAUCAGCCCAGCCACUGUGUCAUCUUCCCUAUUAUCGUCCGGAACGAUUGUGGGCUAUCAGUUAUCGUUUAACGGCAAGUUUAUUUUCUUAUUUUUCAUAUCUGCAUAUUAUUUUUUGUUUAUUGAUUUUCCCACGACUAGUAAUGUUGACCGCUUCAAAUGAUUUUAUUCAAGAUACACAUACCGUAUUAAUAUCUGCGGCGGUUGCAUAUUGGCAUUACUCAUCCAUUCAAUUAUAAUUAUUACCAGUAAAUAAAAAAAUGGAAAUAUAGAUUUGUUACCAAUACUUGUAACAAAAAUUGUAUGUAGUUUUUUCAUAUGCGAUGUACUAUAUUGUUAAAAUAUGUGUAAUUGUAAUAUUUUUUCUAUUAUUAAAAUUGAAAACAACAAAUACCUAUCUCUACAUAUUGGAAUUUGUUCGCAGAAAAUUUCUAGUAGAGCAACGUAAAUGAUUCUUGUAAAUUACUAUUAAAACUCAUUCCCUUCAAUCUACUAGUAACUUUCUGAAUCAAUGUAAUUCACACUGAUUACUGGAAUAAAAAAUAUGUAAAUUAUUUAUGUUUAUUUAUGAGACUUGUUGUAUUUAAGUUGUGCAAACCAAUACAAAAAACUUUGGCUUGUACGAACGUGUGCCGUUUGACUACAGCAGCUUUAUUCGUGUCAUGUCAUGUCAUGUUUUAUACUGGCGUGCGUGAAAACUUGAAAACAUGAACUAAACUGAACAUUCAUUUUUAUGUUUGUAACAACUACUAUCUGAACAGAUUAACAACAGACGGACAGAUUUUUUAAAAUCAAUUUGUUCUCAGUUAUUUCGUUUGUAAAUUAUCUUUUUGCAAUAAACUUUAUAAGAAAAUUUCA